AUUAAUUUAUUUAUUUUUAUAGUUAAUUUUAAAUCUCUUGUUUAUGUUUUGUUUGAUUUCAAACUUUAUUUUAUGAAACCGAUAUUUAUUCAAAAACGACUUCAAAAUGUCAAAUAUCAAGUUAUCCUCAAGGAAGGUUACUUGCUGGUUAAAAUGUUUAAUCGCUAGAUUCAAUUCCUGAGUGUUCUCAGUUGACAACAGUUAUGAUUUUUAAAAUCGUCUUAGAAUAUAUUUAUAUAUCACUGUUAGAUUUUUUUUCCUCUAUGACGUUUACGUAUUAAUCUCAUACUUUUUUAUCCUCUAGUGUUCUUUAAUUCUUUUACAUGCAAAGAUGGCUUUUCCUGUAACAAAUAAUGCAAGUAAAUUAAACUUGGCAUUUUCUAAAGGAUACCGAUAUGUUAGUACAUGGUCCCCUUUAGCAACUGCAUUCAAUACACGCCCUGGACAAAAACUAAAUAUCAGUUUUUCAAAAGAGAAUAAGGGACUAUUUGGCCUGAAAGAAUUAAGAUCCUAUGAUGGUUUUUAUCUCAUGAAGGAAAAUGUGAUAAAUGCAUCAAGUGAACUUGUAAGUGAAGCACUUAGCCCUCACAGGUCACGGAAAAUGGUUAAUGUUUUUGAUGAACUGUCCAAUACUCUAUGUAGUGUAGCAGAUUUGGCUGAAUUUGUGAGAAUAGCUCAUCCUGACCAGAAGUUUACAAGUGCUGCAGAAGAAGCCUGCAUAACGAUCAGUUAUGAAGUUGAAAAGCUUAAUACUAAUAAAGACCUUUAUCUGUCAGUAAAGAAUGUACUUGAGAAAGGAGAUAUUGUUCCAACAAACUCUGUUGACAAUCAUGUUUCAUCACUUUUCUUAUUUGACUUUGAGCAGAGUGGAAUUCAUUUAUCUGAAGACAAACGCCAAGAAGUUGUUGCUCUAAAUGAUUUUAUUCUUCAGUUGGGUCAGAGAUUUAUGGCUGGCGCCAAUACUAGUCGAGAAGUCAGUAAAGACUUGAUUCCAUCAAAUCUUAGACACUUAUUUAAUACAGAUGGAAAUAAUGCUGUAGUAAAUGGUUUAUUUGGCGAUAGCAUAGAAAGUGCUCGUGAAAUAGCUUAUAAAGUUUUUUUAUCUCCAGACCCUAGUCAAGAACAACUACUAGAUCAUAUUCUAGCUUCAAGGUUCCGUUUAGCUCAGCUUUGUGGAUUCCCAACAUACUCACAUAAAGCUUUAAAAUCAAGUUUAGCUGAAAAUCCUAGCAAUGUGUGGAAUUUUUUGGUCGAAAUAAAUGAAAAAAUCCGUCCGAAAGUGCGUUCAGACUAUGAAAAAAUGUUUCAGAUUAAAAAAGGAGAAGAUCCUCUCUGUAAGCCUCUUGCUUUGUGGGAUGUUCCUUAUGUAACUAAUGUAGCAAAAAAAGGCUGGUUGAAGACUUCAGAGUAUACUGCUUAUUUUCCUUUAGGAAGUUGUAUGGAGGGUUUGAACAACCUUCUUCAAAGUUUAUAUGGGAUUUCAUUAAUAAAUGAGACUGUUGAGCCAGGUGAAACAUGGGAUUCUGACAUCUACAAACUAGCCGUGGUUCAUGAGAAAGAAGGCUUUCUAGGCAACAUUUAUUGUGAUUUUUAUGAGAGAUCCAAUAAACCAAAUCAAGAUUGUCACUUCACAGUUCAGGGAGGCAGAAGAUUAGCUGAUGGCUCAUACCAGAAUCCUAUUGUAGUUGUGAUGUUGAAUUUGCCUCUGCCAAGAUGGACAACCCCGUGCCUCCUUUCUCCUUCUAUGGUGGACAACUUGUUCCAUGAAAUGGGGCAUGCAAUGCAUUCUAUGUUAGCUCGUACCCAAUAUCAACAUGUAUCCGGCACACGCUGUACUACUGACUUUGCUGAAGUCCCUUCAGUUUUAAUGGAAUAUUUCGCAUCUGAUCCAAGGGUAGUCCGUACAUUUGCAAAACAUUACAAAACUGGAGAGCCAAUGCCUGAAGAUAUGCUUCUGAGAAUGUGUCAGGCAAAACAUAUAUUUCAACCCAGUGAAAUCCAAGUUCAAAUAUUCUACUCUUUGCUUGAUCAAGUGUACCAUGGGGAAUACCCUCUUAAUGGAACAACAACUGAAGUAUUAGCAGCUCUGCAGAAUGAGCAUUGUGAACUGCACUACGUUCCAGAUACAGCAUGGCAGCUGAGAUUUUCUCAUCUAGUUGGAUAUGGAGCCAAGUAUUAUUCUUAUUUAAUGAGCAAAGCUGUCGCGUCAUCAAUAUGGCAAACUAUGUUCUCAAAAGAUCCGUUGAGUAGAAUUGAGGGAGAAAGAUACCGUAGGGAAUGCCUCGCACACGGAGGAGGAAAGCCACCGAAGGAACUUUUACAGGAUAUGCUCAAGAUUCCAGUCACUCCUCAGUUGAUGGCUUCAGCUAUUAUCAAUAAUUUGGAAGACUGCCCUAUAGUGUAAUUCUAUUUAAAUCCUUUAAUUUUUUAAUUAUUUAAAAAUUUGAUUGUUAUAAUUAAAAGGAUUGUUUCGUCAGACAUAUUAUUUUAUUUUUAAAAUUAAAUUUAACCUGUCAAUUUUGUACGUAUAUUUAUUCUAUUUAUUAAAAUGGCUUAAGUGAAAAUUUUAAAUAGUAGAUCAGCAUUAUUGAUGUUUUAAAUAUAUUGUAAAUAAAUUAAAUUAUAUUA
Nezara viridula (southern green stink bug) is the source of this 2628-nucleotide messenger RNA. Lineage: Eukaryota; Metazoa; Arthropoda; Insecta; Hemiptera; Pentatomidae. The record is from the annotation of a GenBank genome assembly.